AAGAUGCGCGAUGGGGAGAAACUGAAAGGACAAUGGAGCGCGGAGGAAGACGGCCGCCUCGCGGACCUCGUCGCCAAGUACGGCACGCGUAGAUGGUCUCACAUCGCGCGUGCGCUCGAAAACCGCGUGGGCAAACAAUGCCGAGAGCGAUGGAAUAAUCACUUAGCGCCUGAUAUAAAACGUGGAUCGUGGAGCACGGAAGAAGAGGAUACUUUCAUCAGGGCGCACGGCGAGCUCGGAAACAAAUGGUCGGACAUCGCCAAGCUUCUCGAGGGCAGAACCGAAAAUAGCGUGAAGAAUCACUGGAACGCAACGAAGCGGCGCAAG
This is a messenger RNA of Ostreococcus lucimarinus CCE9901, 327 nucleotides long. RefSeq lists its product with no specific name. The annotation marks the transcript as partial. Gene Ontology annotation, cellular component: nucleus. Gene Ontology annotation, biological process: regulation of DNA-templated transcription. Gene Ontology annotation, molecular function: DNA-binding transcription factor activity, RNA polymerase II-specific; RNA polymerase II cis-regulatory region sequence-specific DNA binding. NCBI's taxonomy places the organism in Eukaryota, Viridiplantae, Chlorophyta, Mamiellophyceae, Mamiellales, Bathycoccaceae. The transcript has a single exon. The record is from RefSeq and is a predicted model, not a curated record.